Molecule: messenger RNA, 683 nt
Organism: Eurytemora carolleeae
Lineage: Eukaryota; Metazoa; Arthropoda; Copepoda; Calanoida; Temoridae
Product: nuclear receptor-binding protein homolog
Biological process (GO): intracellular signal transduction; protein phosphorylation
Cellular component (GO): cytoplasm
Molecular function (GO): protein serine/threonine kinase activity
Source: RefSeq, a predicted model, not a curated record
AAAAUUCAUGCUGGAAAAAGCCACAUAUCAAAAAAAUUCAGAAACCUUGACAAUUUUGAGACAACCCCCCAACCUAAAGAAAAAAUGCGAAGCUUUCUCAUGAUAAUUAUUGAUAUUAAAACUAGAAAUAAAAUUGUUAUAUUUCCAGAAUAUUAUUGUUUAUACAAGAUGUCGGGUGGGAAGGAUGGUGGCGAAGAACGAAAUCUUGGAGACGAAGGACAAAAUGAUGAAAGUGUUGGUAACACCAACCCUAAUUCAUCAGCUUCAGUAAUCAACGCUUCUACAGCUUCCAGCAAACCUCCCACAGCCUCUGUAUCAUCUAGUAAACCUCCUCCAGCCUCGGUAACCUCGGUUGCCUCUAUAAGUAUUAACCCCUCAGAAGUAUCCUCUAAGAUAACCGCAGAGCAGGAUGGUAGUGGAGAGGAGAGUGAGGAGGAGAACGAGGUUCUUGAAGAGUCUCCUUGUGGAAGAUGGAGAAAACUCAGGAGUAAGGUGAGUUACCGGGAUGUCCCCGGGAUCGACUGUGCGUACCUCGCAAUGGAUACCGAGGAGGGGGUGGAGGUUGUCUGGAAUGAAGCAACAUUCUCGGAAACUAAAAAAUUUAAGGCUACAGAAGACAAGUUAAAGAAUGUAUUUGAAGCUCUAACUCUCAUUGAUCAUCCGAAUAUUGUGAAAUUUCACAG